AUUGUACCGCCGGAUGUGUCCCUAAACCUGUCCGUCAGCAAACAAUCAGUUGGAACGUUGCUUCCGCAUCCGAAGGGACUGCCUGCCAGGGUCGUCUAUGAGCAGUUGAGUGUUGGCUGCGGUGUCGCCUCUCUGUCCCUAUGGCGCACAGCGGUAGGAGAGAUGCUCCUGAACUCCCUGACUUUUCUCUCCUCAAGAGGCUGGCCAAGGACCAGCUCAUCUACCUGUUGGAGCAGCUCCCAGGGAGGAAGGACCUUUUCAUUGAUGCAGACUUAAUGAGCCCCCUGGAUCGUAUUGCUAAUGUCACAACACUUAAGCAACAUGAAGUCGACAAACUAUACAAAGUGGAAAACAAACCAAUAUUCAGCUCAUGCGAUCAAUUGUGCUUUCUGAUUCGCCCCCGAAUACAAACUGUGAAGUGGAUUGCUGACAUUGUCAAUGCAGACAAGGCCGCAGGGAAAUUCAGGAGAUACAAAAUCAUCUUUAAUCCACAGAAGUUCUACGCAUGUGAAUCUGUGUUGGAGGAGCAAGGAGUCUAUGGUGAUGUGAGCACUGACGAAUGGGGGUUUUACCUUCUUCCCCUGGACGAUGACAUCAUUAGCCUUGAGCUUCCAGAGUUCUUCCGGGACAACUUUCUGGAGGGAGACCAGCGCUGGGUGACUACUGCGGGCAGUGCACUUCACCUCCUACACUCUCUGUAUGGCCCUUUCUCAAAGAUUUAUGGAAUUGGUCGCUGUGCUAAGAUGGCAUAUGAGUCAUGGAGGGAGCAGGUGGAAGAUGGGGAGCCAAAAGCGCGCCAGCCUGAAAUUGGGAACGUCUUUCUCAUCGAUCGAGAUGUGGAUUUUGUGACUCCGCUCUGCUCCCAGGUAGUUUAUGAAGGACUGGUGGAUGAUAUAUUCAGGAUUAAAUGUGGCAGUGUGGAAUUUGGUCCUGAUGUCACCUCCACUGAUAAGAGUAUGAAAGUAAUGCUGAACUCCCAGGAUAAGGUGUUCAAUGAGAUCAGGAAUGAGCAUUUCUCCAAUGUCUUUGGCUUUCUGAGUCAGAAGGCCCGAAACCUGCAGACGCAAUAUGAUAAGCGGAAAGGCAUGGACAUUAAACAGAUGAAGACUUUUGUCUCUGAGGAGCUGAAAGGGUUAAAACAAGAGCAUCGGCUGCUGAGCUUGCAUAUUGGUGCAAGUGAGUCAAUGAUGAAGAAGAAAACAAAGCAGGACUUUCAGGAGCUUUUAAAGACAGAGCACUCUUUGCUAGAGGGCUUUGAAAUUCGAGAGUGCAUUGCCUACAUAGAGGAGCACAUAAACAGACAGGUCUCUAUGAUUGACAGUCUGCGACUCCUCUGCCUCCUGUCCCUCACAGAAAAUGGGUUACUGCCAAAAGAUUAUCGAUCACUGAAAGCCCAGUACCUCCAAAGUUAUGGCAUAGAGCACCUCCUCACGUUUGCCAACCUACGGCAGCUGGGACUGCUAGUGGAGCAGCAGCCAGGGGAAACCCUCACAGCCAUGGAGAGCAAAGUGGGAAAACUAGUGAAUGACAAGACUGCAGGAAAGCUGACCGAUGCCUUCUCAUCUCUGGCAAAGAAAAGCAAUUUCCGAGCAGUGAGCAAAAGACUUGCUCUGGUCCCAAAGUCGGCGGAGGAGUACGACCUCAGAAUCCCCCGGGACAUGGCCUACAUCUUCAGUGGAGCCUACAUCCCCCUCAGCUGCAGACUAAUUGAGCAGGUUUUAGAGCGUGAUGGCUGGACAGGGUUGGAGGAGGUUGCACGCAUGCUCAAUGGAAAUGAGUUUGUAGUGUCAGCUGGAAACAGCAGUGCAGAAACUCGACACAAGACCGACGCCCAGCGCAUCAUCCUUGUGAUGUUCCUGGGGGGCUGCAGUUACUCUGAAAUCUCAGCACUCCGUUUCCUCGGCAAAGAGAGAGGUUAUAAAUUUAUUGUGGUAACAACAGCCAUUAUAAACAGUGCCAGAAUGCUGGAGGCUUUGUUGGACAAUCACAUGUGACUCCUGAGUGCUUCCUGUAAGGACCAUUGGAGACAUCCGGCUCCAAGACUGAGUCUUCCAUGAGAGUCUCACAGCAAACGGCCACACAGAUCAAGACAUGGGAGAAAUCUGACUGUGCCAAGUUUGGAUGACCAAUGGAAGAGUAUUUUGAGUAGAUACUCUGCUGUUAAAUAGGCAGUUACUCAAAAGAUCUUAUGUUCCAGAUGAUUUCUUUUACACUAAGCUGCUUUAAAUAAAAAGUCUCAUUGGGCUUACUCAUUUUUAAAUGCUUCGAGUCCGAUUUGAUUAUUUUGUCACACCCAAAAAAUGCUGGCUGUAUAUAUUCAAAUAUACUGUAUA
This is a messenger RNA of Megalops cyprinoides (Indo-Pacific tarpon), 2333 nucleotides long. It is a transcript of the gene vps33b, whose product is annotated as VPS33B late endosome and lysosome associated. Gene Ontology annotation, biological process: vesicle-mediated transport; intracellular protein transport. Gene Ontology annotation, cellular component: lysosome; CORVET complex. The coding region runs from base 141 to 1994 and encodes 617 amino acids. The transcript is spliced from 24 exons. The record is from RefSeq and is a predicted model, not a curated record. Lineage: Eukaryota; Metazoa; Chordata; Actinopteri; Elopiformes; Megalopidae.